Cetraspora pellucida is the source of this 534-nucleotide messenger RNA. NCBI's taxonomy places the organism in Eukaryota, Fungi, Glomeromycota, Glomeromycetes, Diversisporales, Gigasporaceae. The record is from the annotation of a GenBank genome assembly.
AUGAUUAAAAUCUGGUCAAUCAAGAAGGAUAGUUCUUCAGCCGAAAAAAAAAAAUCGAAAAUUAGUGCCGCUCAGAUUCGUGUUCAAAAAGACUUAACUGAGCUGGCACUCCCGGAUACAAUGCAAAUGAGUUUUCCGGAUGAAUCAGAUCUUCUCAAUUUUAACUUGUCUAUAACACCUGACGAAGGCUUUUAUCGAGGUGGUGUGUUUAAAUUCACUUUCAACAUAAACAAUAAUUAUCCUCAUGACCCUCCAAAGGUUCGCUGCACUCAAAAGAUUUAUCAUCCCAAUAUUGAUCUUGAGGGUAAUGUUUGUCUGAACAUCCUUCGUGAAGAUUGGAAGCCUGUCUUGAAUUUAAAUUCUGUUUUGGUGGGAUUGCAAUAUUUGUUCUUGGAGCCAAAUCCUGAAGAUCCGCUCAAUAAGGAAGCUGCUGAGGAGAUGAGAAAUAACCGGAAAAACUUUGAAUACAAUGUAAAACAAUCGAUGAGAGGUAAAGAUGUUAAGGGCGUCUAUUUUGAAAACGUACUAUCCUAG